Messenger RNA from Oldenlandia corymbosa var. corymbosa, 3542 nucleotides. The record is from the annotation of a GenBank genome assembly. Lineage: Eukaryota; Viridiplantae; Streptophyta; Magnoliopsida; Gentianales; Rubiaceae.
CUGGACAUCUAAAUGAAACACAUUUGAGGAUCGAGUAAAUAAUUGUACUUUGUAGGCGUCUAUUAUUGAAUUCACCCGACCGACAGUACAAUAUUUGAUUCUUCAGGAGCCAUUUGUAUAGAAUUGGUAAUUCCAAGGCUAAUAUGCAAUAGUCUCCACGUGACGAGCUCGUGCACUGGAAAGAGUUAAAAACACAGUAUAAAAGCCCUCAUCAUCUUCAUGACUUGAAGUCCCGAACCCUAAACGGCAGAGCUGCCCGACAGGUUGUAUUCCCGGUCUCUUCUGCGCCUCCAAGUCAACCACCCUCUUCUCCCUUUUCUUCAUUACGAAAAAAUGAAUUUUGGGCCUAUUGGCGUAUUAUGUGCUAACUGUUUUAUCAUCUUCUGGUCUUAUUUUCGCAGGUAAACACUGAAAGCUCAUCGGGAUUAAGGCGAGGUUGCCCAGUCGAAAAUGUCUCCAGCUAAAGUUGAUUCAACAAAAAAACGGGACCCGAAGUCCCAGGCUGAGAAGACUGCCAAGGCUAUCAAGUCUGGUUCCGCCACAUUUAAGAAGAAGGGCAAGAAAAUCAGGACUAAAGUUACCUUUCAUAGGCCGAAGACAUUGAAGAAGGAUAGGAACCCGAAAUAUCCUAGAAUCAGUGCUCCGCCCAGGAACAAACUUGAUCAAUAUCAGAUUCUCAAGUAUCCUCUCACUACCGAGUCUGCAAUGAAGAAAAUUGAAGACAACAACACCCUUGUUUUCAUUGUGGACAUUCGUGCUAAUAAAAGGAAGAUCAAGGAUGCUGUCAAGCAAAUGUAUGAUAUCCAGACCAAGAAAGUUAAUACUUUGAUCAGGUAAGGUUAUUUUAUUUCAUUUUUUACAUGUUUGAUUGCCAAGAUAUUCAUUUUCGAUUGGACUUGUUCCCCUUCCCCUGGAGUGCAAGCAUGGAAAAACAAAAUUCAGCACAGUAAAAAAAUUGGAUUUUUGCUAGUUUAGGAUGAGAUAGUUUAUUGUACUACGAUGUGAAUAAUGCUGAAGUAUAUGUAGUUGAAAAUGUCAUUAUUCACCGUCCUCAAGUUUUAGUAGUUGUAGCUCCAUUGAUAACUGUGACAGUGUACCAACUAAUCUGUUUGCUUGCACUUUCGACUAGAAACUUAUGUCAUUGUUAAGGUCUUCUAUGGAGACACUUUCACGUUCAUUUUAUUUAAUUAAGAGGGAUAGGUGUCAAAGGCAUUUGAGAUUAUUGGUCACUUUAUUUGUACUACAAACAAGAAGCGCGAAGAUAUAUCUGUGCACAGAUGAAUGGUUAGGAAUCAAAUUCGUGUCCUGCUCCCUUUUUUGUUUCUAUUUAUUCAACAUGAGGCAACUGACCGUCUGGUUUCGGCAGAUAAUAUUGCAUAUUAAUGUGGUUGCAUCUGUUUUCAUCGGUUCUUGUUUUUUCAUCUCAGGCCUGACGGAACCAAAAAGGCUUAUGUGCGGUUGACGCCUGACUAUGAUGCGCUGGAUGUGGCCAACAAAAUAGGGAUAAUCUAAUAAGCAAAUUUUGAAUUUCUCUGUAUCGUUUACGCUUGGUUUUUCUUCCAAACUUGGAAAUAUUUUACAUCUGAGUUAGUACUGAAACAAAGGAGUCUGCCUUUUAAUUCCUAAUUUCAGUAAUUCUAAGCUUCAGCUAUGUUCAUUUUCAGCUCUAUAUUUUAUCAGUACCUUUAUUGUGUUUCUGUAGAAGGAUGAGUGAUCGAUGCUAUGUAAUCAAUCAAUUUGGGUAAUCUAUGUAAUCAAUUCCAUGUCGUGAAUUCCUAUCAUCUGCUUAAGUAAAAAUCUCAAGGCUGUGAUUAUCUCAAUUCUUUCGGAGUGUCUCUUAUCUCCACUGACGAAUACAUGAAUCUGGUUUUUUAUUUCAAUCCAACUGCAGCCUGGUACCCUACUCAUGCCUUUCUCCAUCAUUUCAUCCCUUAGCGCAGACACACUAUGCCAUCUUCCUGAAGCUGAGUAUGCAUUUGAAAGCAUAACAAAUGAUGCAACAUCACCAGGUUCCAGUGCUCUUAUCUUUUCAGCUGCAUACGAUCCCAGUUCUACAUUUGAAUGAACGUGGCAUCCUCCCAGGAUAGCCUUCCAAAAUCCAAUGCCUGGGUCGAAAGGCAAAUCAGCCAUAAAAUUAACAGCUUCUUGGAACCGUCCAGACCGUGAGAAUAGACCUACAAUGCAAGCAUAAUGCUCUGCCUUGAUCAUGCUGGGUUCCUCAAGUCUAACCUGAUUGAAAUACGAAUAACCUUCAUCAACAAGCCCAACGUGAUUACACGCCAGAAGCAAACCAAGAAGGGUAACACCAUUGGGUGGAAAACCAUUUGAUUUCAUUUUCUGAAACAUAUCUAGAGCUUCAUUAGCCAUUCCGUUUUGCGCAAGACCACAUACCACAGCAUUCCAAGAGACAACAUUCUUUUGUGGAAGUUUACGGAAGGCUAGAAGACUGUCCUCCAUACACCCACAUUUAGCAUAAAAGCUAAUCAGUGAAUUACCAACGAAUAUACUAACCCUUCCCAAGAACUUCACAGCACAAGCAUGUAUGCUUCUCCCUAUCCCAAGUGCAGCUACAUUUGCAGCUGCUAUGAUAGCACAAGGAAAAGUUGCAUCACUAGGCACAUAUCCUUCUCUCAACAUCAGGGCAAAAAGACCAACGGCUUCUUCAUUUUUCCCCGUCUGGCCGCACCCACUGAUCAUGGCAUUCCAAGAAACCACAUUUCUCUUGGGCAUUUUGUUGAACAGCGACAUAGCUUCAUCGAACCUCUCUUCUUUAAGGUACCCAUUGAUCAAAGCUGUGCAACUAAAAACAUUUGUCUGAUCAUUAUCCUUAAAAACCUUCUGGGCCUCCUCAAUGUUUCUUAAUUUUACAUAAAGAUCAACAAGCGCACCACCCACAAACACGUUCGAGUACAGCCCCAUUUUCACUGCAGACGCGUGAAAUUGCUUGCCCAGAGCAAGGUCUUUCAGAACAACAGACGAGUGAAUCACCGUGCCAAAAGUGAAGUCAUUGGGUCUAAUAUUCCGCUCCACCAUUCUCGAGAAGAGAAGCGCAGCUUCCUUAUGGUAGUUCUGUUUAGCCAACUGGCCAAUCAGAGAAGUAGCGGAUACAACAUCGCAGUGAGGCAUUUCAUCAAACACUUGAAGUGCAUCCGAUAAUACACUUGACCUGCAGGCCAAAUCUCCGCCGUCCAGUUCAACGGCGAAGCCUCGAAAUUCUGGGGCAUGAGGACGGGCUGUUUGGACAGCAGUUAGAUGCCUUGUGAUUAUAAUGGCGGCUCGGAUGGUUCUGGGAAAUUUGGCAAAUUGCAGAAGAAUGGAGGGUAGUAAAGAGCAUGUGAGUUUCAUCAUGAUCUUAAACUUCUAAGCUUCAUUUUUAUGAUUUUUAAUUGGACAACUUGCGUAUGUACAAUCCCAAAUAAUCUAACCUUAAUUAAGAUUCUGAGAUCACAGCUAGGUUGCUAAACGCGUUUGUUCUUGGGUAUGAAAGAAUUUUCUGUUUGUUUCUGGUUUUUGGGACUUGGGAGCUUGCCUUCCCCUUCGCU